This is a messenger RNA of Gorilla gorilla gorilla (western lowland gorilla), 5599 nucleotides long. RefSeq names its product regulator of G protein signaling 12 (gene RGS12). The record is from RefSeq and is a predicted model, not a curated record. Gene Ontology annotation, molecular function: GTPase activator activity; protein binding. The coding region runs from base 413 to 3886 and encodes 1157 amino acids. Gene Ontology annotation, biological process: regulation of G protein-coupled receptor signaling pathway; signal transduction. Gene Ontology annotation, cellular component: plasma membrane; nucleus; cytoplasm. Lineage: Eukaryota; Metazoa; Chordata; Mammalia; Primates; Hominidae. The transcript has 16 exons.
CGUGGUCCACCUGCCUCGGCCUCCCAAAGCGCUGGGAUUAUAGGCGUGAGCCACCGCACCUGGCCUAAAACAAUUAUUUCUUAAAAAAAACAUACGCUCUAUUCUAUUUUGCGUCUUCACAACACAAUCACUUACUGUAUUGCUUUUUAAAGUGAUCUUUAAAGAGUCUUGCAGAAGAGACUACACAGCAGGCCCGAGACCAUCCUGAGAGGCCUGUGUGCAAGGCUGGCCCCCCACUGGUGUCAGGACGGUGCCCAUCACCCUCAAUGAAGAGGGGCUCCCUGUGCUCAGCUGCUUGUGUGGGGAACAAGGGCACUGUUUGAAGAAGCAAACAUGGUAGCAUCAAGCAUUCCUUGAAAUAUGGCUCCAAGGGAACCAUGAGACGUGCUCUUGGUCUUGGAAGCUCAUCAGAAUGUUUAGAGCCGGGGAGGCGUCCAAACGCCCAUUGCCUGGGCCGGCGCCCCCGAGGGUGCGGAGUGUGGAGGUUGCCCGGGGGAGAGCCGGCUACGGAUUCACGCUUUCGGGCCAGGCACCCUGUGUGCUCAGCUGCGUCAUGAGAGGGAGCCCUGCGGAUUUCGUGGGCCUCCGAGCUGGAGACCAGAUACUUGCUGUCAAUGAAAUCAACGUGAAAAAAGCAUCUCAUGAAGAUGUAGUGAAAUUAAUUGGGAAGUGCUCUGGUGUCCUCCACAUGGUGAUUGCUGAAGGCGUCGGCCGCUUCGAAUCCUGUUCCAGUGAUGAAGAAGGGGGACUCUAUGAAGGAAAAGGCUGGCUGAAGCCCAAGCUGGAUUCUAAAGCACUAGGUAUAAACAGAGCAGAGCGAGUCGUGGAGGAAAUGCAGUCUGGUGGAAUUUUCAAUAUGAUUUUUGAAAACCCGAGCCUUUGUGCGAGCAGUUCAGAGCCCUUGAAAUUGAAACAAAGAUCCCUUUCGGAGUCGGCCGCAACUCGAUUUGAUGUUGGACAUGAAAGUAUAAAUAAUCUAAAUCCCAACAUGCUUUCUGAGGAGGAAAUAUCAAAAGUUAUUCAUGAUGAUUCGGUUUUCAGCAUUGGACUAGAAAGUCAUGACGAUUUUGCAUUGGAUGCAAGUAUUUUAAACGUGGCAAUGAUCGUGGGCUACUUAGGCUCCAUUGAGCUUCCUUCCACGAGCUCCAACCUGGAGUCCGACAGCUUGCAAGCCAUCCGCGGCUGCAUGCGGCGCCUGCGGGCGGAGCAGAAAAUCCACUCGCUGGUGACCAUGAAGAUCAUGCACGACUGUGUGCAGCUGAGCACUGACAAGGCUGGGGUUGUGGCUGAGUACCCGGCCGAGAAGCUGGCCUUCAGCGCCGUGUGCCCGGACGACCGGCGAUUUUUCGGGUUGGUUACCAUGCAGACGAAUGACGACGGGAGCCUGGCCCAGGAGGAGGAGGGCGCCCUGCGGACUUCCUGCCACGUGUUCAUGGUGGACCCAGACUUGUUUAAUCACAAGAUCCACCAAGGCAUUGCUCGGCGGUUUGGGUUUGAGUGCACGGCCGACCCGGACACCAAUGGCUGUCUGGAAUUCCCGGCGUCCUCCCUCCCCGUCCUGCAGUUCAUCUCUGUCCUGUACCGAGACAUGGGUGAGCUGAUUGAGGGCAUGCGGGCCCGCGCCUUUCUGGACGGGGACGCUGAUGCCCACCAGAACAACAGCACCAGCAGCAACAGUGACAGCGGCAUCGGGAACUUCCACCAGGAGGAGAAGAGCAACCGGGUCCUUGUGGUGGACCUGGGUGGGAGCUCGAGCAGACAUGGCCCCGGAGGCAGCGCGUGGGACGGUGUGGGUGGGAGGGGUGCCCAGCCCUGGGGUGCUCCCUGGACUGGGCCCUUCUGUCCGGACCCCGAAGGGAGCCCCCCAUUUGAGGCCGCUCAUCAGACUGACAGGUUCUGGGACCUAAACAAGCACCUAGGGCCGGCCUCUCCUGUGGAGGUGCCCCCAGCUUCCUUGAGGAGCUCAGUCCCCCCUUCCAAGAGGGGCACCGUGGGCGCUGGCUGUGGUUUCAACCAGCGCUGGCUCCCGGUCCACGUGCUCCGGGAGUGGCAGUGCGGACACGCCAGCGACCAGGACUCUUACACAGAUUCCACCGAUGGCUGGUCCAGCAUCAACUGCGGCACACUGCCCCCUCCCAUGAGCAAGAUCCCCGCAGACCGCUACAGGGUGGAGGGCAGCUUUGCACAGUCCCCGCUGAGCGCCCCGAAGAGGGAGUGGUCCAGGAAGGCCUUUGGAAUGCAAAGCAUUUUUGGUCCCCAUCGAAAUGUUCGAAAGACUAAGGAAGAUAAAAAGGGCUCAAAAUUUGGGCGGGGAACUGGACUCACUCAGCCUUCUCAACGCACGUCUGCGCGGAGAUCAUUUGGGAGAUCCAAGAGAUUCAGUAUCACUCGCUCCCUUGAUGAUCUUGAGUCUGCAACUGUGUCUGAUGGCGAGUUGACGGGCGCCGACCUGAAGGACUGCGUCAGCAACAACAGCCUGAGCAGCAAUGCCAGCCUCCCCAGCGUGCAGAGCUGCCGGCGCCUGCGUGAGAGGAGGGUUGCCAGCUGGGCCGUGUCCUUUGAGCGCCUGCUGCAGGACCCCGUCGGUGUCCGCUACUUCUCUGAUUUUCUAAGGAAAGAAUUCAGUGAAGAAAACAUUUUAUUCUGGCAGGCCUGUGAAUAUUUUAAUCAUGUUCCUGCACAUGACAAAAAGGAGCUUUCCUACAGGGCCCGGGAGAUUUUCAGUAAGUUUCUCUGCAGCAAAGCCACCACCCCGGUCAACAUUGACAGCCAGGCCCAGCUAGCAGAUGAUGUCCUCCGCGCACCUCACCCAGACAUGUUCAAGGAGCAGCAGCUCCAGAUCUUCAAUCUCAUGAAGUUUGAUAGCUACACUCGCUUUCUGAAGUCCCCGCUGUACCAGGAAUGCAUCCUGGCGGAAGUGGAGGGCCGCGCACUCCCGGACUCGCAGCAGGUCCCCAGCAGCCCGGCUUCCAAGCACAGCCUCGGUUCAGACCACUCCAGUGUGUCCACGCCAAAAAAGUUAAGUGGAAAAUCAAAAUCCGGCCGAUCCCUGAAUGAAGAGCUGGGUGAUGAGGACAGCGAGAAGAAGCGGAAAGGCGCGUUUUUCUCGUGGUCGCGGACCAGGAGCACCGGGAGGUCCCAGAAGAAGAGGGAGCACGGGGACCACGCAGAUGAUGCCCUGCAUGCCAAUGGAGGCCUGUGUCGCCGAGAGUCGCAGGGCUCUGUGUCCUCUGCGGGGAGCCUGGACCUGUCGGAGGCCUGCAGGACUUUGGCACCCGAGAAGGACAAGGCCACCAAGCACUGCUGCAUUCAUCUCCCAGAUGGGACAUCCUGCGUGGUGGCUGUCAAGGCGGGCUUCUCCAUCAAAGACAUCCUGUCCGGACUCUGUGAGCGGCAUGGCAUCAACGGGGCGGCCGCAGACCUCUUCCUGGUGGGCGGGGACAAGCCUCUGGUGCUGCACCAAGACAGUAGCAUCUUGGAGUCAAGGGACCUGCGCCUAGAAAAGCGCACCUUGUUUCGGCUGGAUCUUGUUCCGAUUAACCGGUCAGUGGGACUCAAGGCCAAGCCCACCAAGCCCGUCACGGAGGUGCUGCGGCCCGUGGUGGCCAAAUACGGCCUGGACCUCAGCGGCCUGCUGGUGAGGCUGAGUGGAGAGAAGGAGCCCCUGGACCUUGGCGCCCCUAUAUCGAGUCUGGACGGACAGCGGGUUGUCUUGGAGGAGAAGGAUCCUUCCAGAGGAAAGGCAUCCACAGAUAAACAGAAAGGUGUGCCAGUGAAACAGAACACAGCUGUAAAUUCCAGCUCCAGAAACCACUCGGCUACGAGUUUUUUGAGCUUAUUUCCAAAGCUCAGAGCAACAGAGCAGAUGACCAACGUGGGCUGCUAAGGAAGGAAGACCUGGUGUUGCCAGAGUUCCUCCGUUUACCUCCUGGUUCCACAGAACUCACCCUCCCCACUCCAGCUGCUGUGGCCAAGGACUUUAGCAAGAGAAGCGCCACAGACAACGGCCGGGAGAGCGCCUCCCAGCCCGGCGAGCAGUGGGAGCCGGCCCCGGAGAGCAGCGACAGCCCGUCCACCAGCCCGGGCUCAGCCCCCAGCUCCCCUGGACCUCCUGGGACGACCCCCCCUGGGCAGAAGUCUCCCAGCGGGCCCUUCUGCACUCCCCAGUCCCCCGUCUCCCUCGCGCAGGAGGGCACCGCGCAGAUCUGGAAGAGGCAGUCUCAGGAAGUGGAGGCCGGGGGCAUCCAGACGGUGGAGGAUGAGCACGUGGCCGAGCUGACCCUGAUGGGGGAGGGGGACAUCAGCAGCCCCAACAGCACCUUGCUGCCGCCGCCCUCCACCCCCCAGGACGUGCCAGGACCUUCCAGACCAGGUACCUCCAGGUUCUGAUCCCUCCACCUUGGCCCUGUCAGCGUGGUCUGCUCAGCUUCCAGUCAGAAAGGACAGUGGGCCCCCGGCUGCCACUGUUUGCUGGUGGUCUCUGUGACCCCCUCCUCACCUGCUGGUUGGGGGCUUCCUUGGCCCUCUUGGAAAGGAGGGGCUCGUGUGGCCCCAGGCCGGUGUCUGUCAGGAUGGUCCCCCCGAGGCGCUCCGGGCAGGCAUCCUGGUGUCCCGAGAGGCUCUUGCAGGAAUGAUACAUGGCAGUGCCUGCAGCCAGGUCCGGGAACACCCUGGGUGAGGCCUGGGAGUUUCCGAAAAUGGAGGCAUUCCUUUCCAAAUCUGGACAGCGAUCGUUUUUAGUGUUUCUGUCUCAAGACUGGAAAACAAUAGCAUUUGUCUUGAGUGAGGAAGUGAAGCCCGCUGUGUUCAUAGCAGGAGAGGGCUCCCAGACACAGGCCCUUUCUCGGAAGAGCCUUGAGAGUGCAGCUCGGACCCACCGGUGGCCCCCCGUAGCAGGUGGUGUGGGUGCUCGGGAGUGGAGGUGACGUCAGCAGCGCUCCCUGACCGCAGGUGUCACGGGCAUUUCUCAAGGGAAGCAGGGGAUUCAGUGAGUGUGAAGGUGAACAGGAUGGCCUGGCAGCAGGGAUGUUUCCGUGAGCCACAAAUACCAGAAACUGAGGCGAGGCUCCCAGCAGCCGGUAGGGAAAGGUGUUUCCAGGGGUCUGAGGGCCGUGGCCUCCGUGGCCUGCGUGGCCAUCCCCUGGAGAGAGGAGCCACUCAGGGUGCGCGUCAUGGAGGGUGCUCAGGGGCGCGUGGACACCUCUGCUGUGGUUUGCUGCUGGGGGCGAUGGGAGCGCCUCUCCGUCCUGUGCCCUGGUCCAGGAUGCUGACAGCAGUGAGAGGCCUGCCGUGGGGUUUGGUCUUGUCAGACCUGUAGCCUGGACCUCGCCGGGGGACCAGGGAGUGCACAUCUGUAGAUCUGUACAUAUCUGGGCCUUUGGAGGCCACGUGUGGCAUGGGAGGGGCUACCUGGCCCCUUUCCCAGCCAGGACACGCCUGGAUGAGAAAGCCUGAGGUGCCUGGCAUGCCCACCAGUGCCACUCUGCAGCCUCCACCCCUGGCCUGAGUCCCCCUCCAUCCGUCUUGGUGGACACCCGUGUGGCUCUCACCUGCGUUUUGAGUCUGUUCUUCCAGGAGUAAUAAAUUCUGGACAUCAUCA